AGUAAGUAGCUAGAUAAUUUUUGUAGCUUUUUCUGUCUUGAGUAUUAGGUACCUCUUUGUGAAAAACAUUAAAAGUUAUUAAGCACCAGCACUGAUUGUUAUGAAAUAAUUAACCCCCACCUCCACAGAUGUUCUUACAAAACGUGUUAUUAAAUCUUUCUUAUCAAAACAAAAGCUUCAAUUAAUAACCUCGAUCAUAUGAAUAGUUUGUUUUUUUAAAAACAAGAUAACUGAGACAAGUGUAAUCUUGUUUUAUGUUUUGAUGAGUUUGUUAAGUUUAGUAUGGAGUAUAGCUAGCCAGCAGCUGCUUGUGUGAUAGUUGGGAAUUUUGUUUAAUUUUUAACUUUUACUUUCUUUAGGUCACAAGCCUCAGGGAAUUUUACUUUUUGUGACUUUGAGAAGAAUAGUUGCGGAUUUACUGGUUCGAACUGGAUCAGACGUGGUGGAGAAUCCCCAAUGAAAAACACAGGGCCAACUGUUGAUGCCAGUGGUAACUCGUCGGGAUUCUACUUUCACUUUGAUGCUAGAUUGUCACCACUAUUUUCGAUGCAUCCAAUUUCAGUCUUAAUACCCAACCCCAGCAAAAGCAGCAAAGGUUGUUUAAAAUUUGCUUAUCAUAUGAAUGGGGGCAAUACUGGUAGCCUCUCAGUCAUUCUGUCUUCAAGUAAUGUUCCACCUCGAACGGUAUGGCUUACGGCUGGUGAUCUAGAAUCUGUAUGGGAAGAUGCGGCUGUAUCAUUGCAACUGAUUUUGAAGUCCUCUAUUCCUUCUUUUUUUAACUUAACAUUUGUGGCAAUGAAGGGAAAUGGCUCCCGCGGUGAGAUUGCAAUUGACAAUGUCUUGGUGACUUAUGGAUCUAAUUGUGUGGUCGUAGCGAAAGCAACAACAAGAACAACUGCGACUUCAGAGCAAAACACAGAUCUUAAGAAAGUCAUAGCAAUAGCAACUGGUGGUUUUGUGUUUGUACAAAUUAUAUUUUUACUUAUUUGCGUCGUGAUAAGGCGCAAAGUUGUUCAAAAAGUUGAUGACACACCUACUGUUCCAGCAAAUGUUGAGAUGGAAGGCAACGAAGAUUACGAAAUUAUCCAACCUAAUCCUUCUUACUAUGCUAAUAUCCAAGGCUUACAGCUUAAUAAACAUUCUGAACAUGACACGAAAACUACCAAUCCGAAAAAACUUACAGAGGUUGAGAUGCAAAAUACAAUUAACGAAUACACGAGUGUAGACGAUUAAAAAAUCGUUUACGAUGAAACAAUUCUUGCUUAACAUUUAUUUUUGUAAAUUGAAUGCAUUGGCUAGUUGCACUAAGCAAUGGUUCGAUUACCAUAUAUAUAAUGAAGAACUAAAUUUUACUGAUAAAACUGAGAUAGAAUAAUAAUUGAAAACAGAAAAAUUUCAGUUUGAAAUGUUAUUUGCUAAGAUUUUUGCUAAGACUAUUUUAUUUAAUUAAAACACCUUUUUCGGUAGAAUCUCCCUAUAAGUUAGGAAGAUUAUUUUAAGUGGAAAACUUUACUGUGUAGCUUUUAUAUUUAUAAUGAUUAUUUUAUGAUAUUUUACGGAA
Messenger RNA from Hydractinia symbiolongicarpus, 1561 nucleotides. Its product is annotated as MAM domain-containing protein 2-like. Bases 457 to 1233 code for a protein of 258 amino acids. The transcript has 7 exons. The record is from RefSeq and is a predicted model, not a curated record. Lineage: Eukaryota; Metazoa; Cnidaria; Hydrozoa; Anthoathecata; Hydractiniidae. Gene Ontology annotation, cellular component: membrane.